AUUAAAAGUAAAAAUAAUUCACUGAUUGGCAUAAUGAAGCAAUUGGACACAUUCGUUUGCCCCACCCUGUCAGCAACUAAAUAAAUUUGCCACCAUCUCCAACUCAAACGUCACUUCUCCACCGAGAGACACGCGCAGCUUUCCUCUAGCACAUAGUAAGGCCUAUCCGCCGCUCGAUUUUGACCGAUUCUCCUCGUUUGGACGCAGCGCUAUUUGUCUUUCCAGCAACAAGAUGCAGAAGCUCAUUCUUCUGGCAGGUCUGUUGGCAGUCAGCGCUCACUUGGUUUCAGGUGAUGCACAAAAGAGACUGGUGUGCAUCUAUCAGGAAACCUCAGACCCCUUUGACAUUGCCACGGACAUUGAUCCAGACCUGUGCACGCACCUCAUCUUUAGCUCCGUCAAGCCGACGCCGUUUACCGUAAGCUUGGCUGGGUUGGUGCAAAAAGUUCAAGCCUUCAACAAUCUAAAGACCAGCAAUACCGAUCUUAAAACUUUUCUUGAAGUUGAUCUGACCAUGGCCAACAGCCAGAUAUUCUUACACCAAAACAGACCGACUUUGAUCGAUUCUAUAGUGGACAUCCUGAAUGAUGCGAACUUUGAUGGUGUCAACGUCUUUUGGGUGUACGGUGAAUCAGGCGACAAGGAAACAUUCACACUUCUCAUGCAGGAAUUGAAAUUGAAGUUGCCGCAAGGAAAACUGCUCACUGCAAGCGUCUCUGGUGUGCCUGACGACAUUGAAAAUAGUUAUGAAAUCUCGAACCUUGCCGGAAUCGUCGACUUCUUUAAUGUGAUGACCUUUGAAGUUGACCUAGAAAAUCCACCACAAUUUCCCAAUGCGGACGCUGCAAUGCAGCUCUUUGUUACUGCGGAAGUACCAGCAGGAAAGCUCAACAUGGGAAUAGCCAUUGUAUGGGCCAGAUAUGAGGUGUGCCAGGACAACCCAAAUGGCGUUUCGAUUGACGGUGACGCGACCAUUAUUGCCAAGGUUGCCUACAUCGAAACUGAAUGCUUUGGAGGAGCCUAUGUCAAGUCUCUGGAUCUGGACGACUUCAACGGCAACUGCAAUCAAGGGGAAUAUCCUGUCAUCCAGCUAAUCAAAGACAGCUUCACUCAGUAGGAUGGAGUGCACGGUGGUGAGGGAAACCCCCCCCCCCUCCCCUCAUGGUGACGGGAUCCCACCCCUCAUGGUGAAGCCCACCCCCCCCACCCCUCAUGGUGAAGGGACCCCCCCCUCUCCAGGGACUAACCCCCCCGUCAUAUUACGUAGCUUUCGACACAGGUGAAUGGUUUGAUUUCACCCUAAAAACAAGGGUCUUGCUAUCUGUCCCUGUCCCUGUCCCUGUCCCUGUCCCUGUCCCUGUCCCUGACCUCAUCAGCUUUUUGUGUGGAAGAAAAUUCAAUAAAAUGUCAGUUGACAACAA
Messenger RNA from Syngnathus typhle (broad-nosed pipefish), 1421 nucleotides. RefSeq names its product chitinase-3-like protein 2. Lineage: Eukaryota; Metazoa; Chordata; Actinopteri; Syngnathiformes; Syngnathidae. The record is from RefSeq and is a predicted model, not a curated record. Gene Ontology annotation, cellular component: extracellular region. The coding region runs from base 233 to 1117 and encodes 294 amino acids. Gene Ontology annotation, molecular function: chitinase activity; chitin binding. Gene Ontology annotation, biological process: carbohydrate metabolic process; chitin catabolic process. The transcript is spliced from 11 exons.